ACCAAACGUUUCAGUUCUAGCUUUGCUAUCAGGCGUUUAAAAUCUUGAAAUAAUGGAAGAUCAACUCGAUACAAACCAUGACAGCGACACGUAUCCUACAAGUUUAACCGAUCCCCAAAAUGUGAAAGAACUAUAUCAAUACACCCAAAAUCUGCUCGACAGCAUUCAGACAAAACUGCAAAACAUGUCUGAUAAGAUAGUAUCGGGAAUUGACCAGAUGGGAAACUGUAUCGACGAUUUAGAGAGAAACAUCGGCGACAUCAUGACUCAGGCCGGAGUCGAAGAAUGCGAAAAGUAAUUUAAUGUAUCGCAAUUACAAUUAAACUAUUGCCACUUC
Molecule: messenger RNA, 337 nt
Organism: Photinus pyralis (common eastern firefly)
Lineage: Eukaryota; Metazoa; Arthropoda; Insecta; Coleoptera; Lampyridae
Product: heat shock factor-binding protein 1-like
Exons: 2
Coding region: 53-298 (81 amino acids)
Biological process (GO): cellular heat acclimation
Cellular component (GO): nucleus; cytosol
Molecular function (GO): transcription corepressor activity
Source: RefSeq, a predicted model, not a curated record